Molecule: messenger RNA, 2634 nt
Organism: Oryzias melastigma (Indian medaka)
Lineage: Eukaryota; Metazoa; Chordata; Actinopteri; Beloniformes; Adrianichthyidae
Gene: pfn2a
Product: profilin 2 like
Exons: 3
Coding region: 385-804 (139 amino acids)
Biological process (GO): regulation of actin filament polymerization; actin cytoskeleton organization; positive regulation of actin filament bundle assembly
Cellular component (GO): cytoplasm
Molecular function (GO): actin binding
Source: RefSeq, a predicted model, not a curated record
CACUUUUGCAAUCUGGGCACGUCCUUAUUAUACAAUAUUCGAAAGACAAUGGAAAUGGAAUAAAAUGCUGAAACAUUAAAUCAGGGCGUCCCCACUAGCCUGAGUGGAACGCGGUAUUCCUGCCCGGCUCAGCUGAUAAAUCCGUCUUUUAUUCCGCCGCAUGCAGCCAUAAAAGCGCCAGCAGCUCAUUGUGCGGAGUGAUCUGAUACGGACUACACCCAGCCGCCGCCUCACUGCCCCAGCCUUCGCGGUGGUCAGCGUUGAAGUGUGAGUUGGAGACUGAAAUCGCGCCGCGGUUCUUCCUGCCUCCUCUUGUCCGUCUCUUUGGCAAGCUUGCCUUAGGAAGUGCAGUUUAUUUUUAAGUGUAGCAUUAAUUCACUGAGCAUGUCUUGGCAAAGCUACGUGGAAAACCUGAUGGCCGAUGGCAGCUGUCAGGAUAGCGCCAUUGUUGGGUAUACGGACGCCAAAUAUGUUUGGGCAGCUCAUCCUGGUGGGACUUUCAACAACAUCACGUCUCAAGAAAUUGAUGUCCUUGUGGGCAAAGACAGAGAGACCUUUUACACCAGCGGCCUGACUCUGGGCUCAAAGAAGUGUUCGGUGCUGAGAGACAGUCUCCAUGAUGAGGGCGACUGGACGAUGGAUAUCCGGACAAAGAGCCAAGGAGGAGAGCCCACAUACAAUAUCUCUGUUGGGAGAGCAGGAAAAGUUUUGGUUCUUGUAAUGGGCAAAGAAGGGGUCCAUGGAGGCGGCUUGAAUAAGAAGGCUUACUCAAUGGCAAAAUACUUGAGGGAUUCAGGGUUUUAAUGCUUUUCAAGCUUACUUAGGUCAAACUGAGGGACAAAAAAAGAAAGAUUGCUGUUAAGAUUUCUCCUUCAAGCAGUCAAAUGUCUUGGAAACUUUUUAAUAGCAAUGAAGAGUGGUAAGAUACUGUGUCACCUUUGUUCCCCCCCUUCAUCCUGAAAGGGGGAGACUUUUGAAUUUUGUUCAUUUUUUUUUGUUUCUUUUUUUUUUCUUUCUCCUGUGUGCUCCAGUAAUGGUUUUAGUGAUGGGAAAGGAGGCGGUCCAUGGUGGAACUUUAAACAAGAAGGCACAUGUAAUGGCUGAUUACCUGAGGAAGUCUGGAUAUUAAGCAGCAUCGCCACCUCCUCUACUUAGAAGCUCACUUACCUUUCAUCAUAUUGUGUUGACACUACUUUAAUGAUUAGGUGGCAUACAUUGUUCCUUUCUACCCAGUCUAUUUUUAUAUACAGCUUGUAGUUCACUUAACUCUCACUACAUUGUUUUCCCUCCCAGUUUGUUUAAUUUUUUUGGCACUACAGUUAUAGCAUGUUCUUUCAUAUGUUUAACCAAAAUGUCUUGUUAAAAAUGCAAAAUUAUAAUAAAAAGAUGUAAGCAAAAUUUGGACUUCCACAGCUUCAAUAACUGUCGUGUUUAUUAUGAAGAGGGGCAAACGUCAUGGUGACAGCUGGGAAUCACUCGAGAGAACUGUAUUUCCUCCCCAUCUCUGUUCUUUCCUAAAUGGCAUGUGGGCAUUCAGAAGUUACAUGCAUGCAUAUCCGUUAGCGCAUCGACUCCAGCUCAGCUCCCCAACCGAUCCAGCGUUCCAACCAAAACCAUCUUCUCAUCUGCCUCCCAUCCUCUGAACCUCCAUAGAAAACCACAUGGGAGGUGAUUUUAUUUUAUUUUAUUUUUUUUACUGUUGUACCUGAAUGUGGUCUUAAAGGUGAUUGGCGUGGUGUCGGGCUGUUGCGUCGGCCUUAUUGAGAUUGUCAUACGUCACAUCUCUCUGUGGACAUUCCCCCUGACAGCUGAGAGGUGUCGGUGUUGUCCAUUUGUAAAUUUUUUGCUGUAAAUCACAUUUGUGAGGUCCUCUCCUCUCCACGGCCCUCCACCCUCUCAUUUGGAUCAGUUUGCAGUACAAGACAUCACUCCAGUUGAUCCCAAAAGAUGGUUCUAGGCAACACCUAUUGACUGUAAAUUACUUGCACAACUUCAGAUGACUGUAAAACUGCUUCUUUAGACUAAAACCAUACACUACUAACUGAUUUGUUGCUGACUUCCUGUUCAACUAUUAAUCAAACAACAUUGUCAUCUUACUACAGUAUGAAUGCAUUUUUGACUGUAAACCAAGGCUGCUGGGUUCCACCACCACCUUGGGGAUUUUUUUUUUUGCCUUGUGCUUUAGUCAUUUAAAGUGUAUUCACAUAUUGUCAUAGUAUGGUACUGAAAAGUAAAUUUAAAAUGAAAAAAAAAAACCCGUUGCUGUGUUCACUAAACGUAUUGAAAAUGGUGUUGGUUGGAAUUAGAACAUUUGUAAGCUGUCUUGUGAAAUUUUGAGAAUACCUGUAUUCUGUGCCAUAAAAUCAAUAUCUAAUUUUGUUGCUACUCCAAGUUAGAAUUUUCUUCUUUUUUUUUUUUGAAAGAAAUUGCUUUUAAUGGCACUCUCAUGAAGGAUACUUUGGCAUUGGUUAUCUCCAGAUUUUGUGGGAAAUGUACAGAAAUAAACAAAAAACACCUGCAGUAUUUUGUUUUGAGUUGAAAGCUAAUGCCACAAAAAUGUUUGAAAAUGCCAUGAAUUGAUGUCUUGUUUACUGACAGAUGAAAUAAAAAAAUAAUGUUCCAACCAGAAAUGAA